GGAUGAAAGCUAGUUAUCCUUGCUUUCGUAAUCAUCUAUUUUCACUGCUUCCUAUGGGCCAUUUUUCUAAUUUUUCACAAAGAUCGUCACCAAAUUUCCCAUGUUGAGGCAGAAUUUACUGGACGAGGAGUUCGAGAGCCUGCGCCGGAUUGCCUUGUCCAUCUGCAACACCCUCGGCAGGCCAAAGGAUCGCGAGAUCUGCAAGAGCACUCUAGAAGUGCUGGCCAGGUUCAAUCAAGCCCAAUCGGUCACUGUCAAACAGAAUGUGCACGACUUUAUGGUCUUCUAUCUGAAAGUGCUGAGAUGGACGUACAAUAACCAGCCCAUGGGAAUAUACCAGGCGUGGUAUGGCAAGGACUAUGGGGCUGAAGCUGCCUCUAAUGCAGACGGACCUUCAUCGCAGGAGGUUCGCGCCUGGCUAGAGGAGGGUAAGUCUUUUAUGGCGAUGAAAACCUUCGAGGAUGGCUCGACCAUAAUCUACAGUGCAGUGGCAAAGGAUCCAAUGGCUGGUUGGGCGGAAAAUGGUCUGAAAUCCCUCAUGGAAUCGAAGGCUGGAUGUAGUCUCACGCCCGACGAUAAAUAGUAACUUAAAUACACUAUAUAAAUAUAUUUUGAUUGUGGCUGUAUCGCUUUAGGUUACAUUUCGAUUUACAUUCUUUAUAAAAUAGAAGUUGGGAAUGUGUACUACCUUUCUCUUAAUACAAUCAUA
Messenger RNA from Drosophila ananassae, 709 nucleotides. RefSeq lists its product as uncharacterized. NCBI's taxonomy places the organism in Eukaryota, Metazoa, Arthropoda, Insecta, Diptera, Drosophilidae. The record is from RefSeq and is a predicted model, not a curated record. The transcript has 2 exons. The coding region runs from base 101 to 583 and encodes 160 amino acids.